AUGUCGAGCACUACACCUUUGGGAGCGGGAUAUGAGAGAAACGGCGAGAAAGGCAAGAAGGCGCCCGCCGUUCCGAGACCGAGUUCUAGUGUCAUCUUAAUAUCACCAGAGAACCAAAUUCUCCUCUUGCGUCGAGUACAAACUUCGUCGUCGUUCGCUUCCGCACACGUCUUCCCAGGCGGCAACAUAUCUCCCUUUCACGACGGCGACCCACCUGCUCCUGAAGAUGCCGCCCGCCACCGUGAUAGCGACGUUUAUCGGAUGGCUGCGGUCCGUGAGACUUUCGAGGAGAGUGGGAUCCUUCUGGCAAGGACCAAAGACGGAAAACUGUUGGAGGUAGACGACGAAGAGAGGGUGAAAGUCAGAAAGCUCGUGCACGGAGACAAGAUCAAGUUCGAAGACUGGCUUGAGGAAAAGAGUGCAAAGGCUGAUCUUGGUAAGUUCUGUUGGCUAGACGUUGUCUCGCGUACAUCAUCUUGGGCCAAGUUGACGUUCGAGCANGACAACCUCAUCCCAUUUACUCGCUGGAUAACUCCCACGAAUCUGCCCAAACGUUUCACGACUCAGAUGUACAUCUAUCUACUUCCUCUCAGCAACACGCCGAAGAACCUGCCAUCCUCCUCUUCCAAUACUGAAGAAGACGAACCUGAGACCAUGAUCCCGGUGCCUACCCACGACGGCGGUCUUGAACAUACCGCUGCUCGCUUCCUUCCUGCGGCAACCUGGCUACGUCUAGCUCGCGUCUCUCGCAUUGUGCUGUUUCCUCCUCAGUUCUUUCUCAUGUAUCUGCUUUCUCCCUUCCUCUGUCCUUCAGGCGAUGUUGGCAAAGAUGCUCCUGUACCAGACCCUGCUACAUUACAAAAGCAACGAGACCAAGUACUUAGCUUUGUCAAGGAGGGCAACUGGGGUGAUAAGUGCAUUUCGCCUACAGUGUUGGGAGGUAAGAAGAGAGAAGAUGGCAGAGUGGUUUUAGGCCUCGACAAGCCUGGUGCUGAGGCUGAAGCUGAGGGAAGGAAGGGAGAUAAUGACAGAGUUGUGCUGGUGGAAUUUAAAAAGGAAGGACCGAGGAGGGUGGAAGUUGGUUGGAGAAAGGAGGUACUGGCCGAUGGCCGCGAGACCAAGUUGUGA
This is a messenger RNA of Aureobasidium vineae, 1128 nucleotides long. The record is from the annotation of a GenBank genome assembly. NCBI's taxonomy places the organism in Eukaryota, Fungi, Ascomycota, Dothideomycetes, Dothideales, Saccotheciaceae.